Molecule: messenger RNA, 645 nt
Organism: Trichoderma atroviride IMI 206040
Lineage: Eukaryota; Fungi; Ascomycota; Sordariomycetes; Hypocreales; Hypocreaceae
Source: RefSeq, a predicted model, not a curated record
AAAAACGGCAUUCUCACGCCCCAAUUGUCCAGGCCGCCGAGGAAUUUGAAGUGGCUGCAAAAGCGACUCCUACAGCCGCGGGUUGAUUCCGACUGGACGCUCACAGGGGCGUACUAUCAGCGCUGGUACGACUUUCCCGAAUAUGCGCCUUUCGCUCAGGGCCUCGAGCAGCCUUGUCCCGGGUUCAUCCAAGGAUUCUCAUUGGAAGCUUAUAUAGACACGGAUGUUGAGUAUCUAAGUGCGGCGGUAUGUUAUAGAUCCGGUGGCCAAUCACUUACUCUCCCACACAUGGCUGGUGAGUUUGCGGUGGGAACUUUGGAAGCCGAAGAGGCGGCGGAUGCACGACAUGGCGCGGCGCUUGUUUACAUGAGAAACACUACUCUUUUGCAUGCCAAAAUGAGAAAAGACCCGGAAGAUGUGGCGGUGAUUAUUACAUUCAUCUCGGAUGGGCUGUUUAUCCGCUUCUAUGCACAUUACGAGUCCAAAGCUCCUGAUGGUAAGAUAGUAUAUCACCAAUAUCCUAUUCUGGCAGCAAACUUGGCGGCAUCAUACGACGAGUUUCUCCGAGGUGUUGCCAUGCUUCGCAACUGUCAAGACCUUGCUUUUGUUUUGGCCAUGGAAACCAAGAAUCACCUUGAGCAGUAU